Molecule: messenger RNA, 4655 nt
Organism: Siniperca chuatsi (mandarin fish)
Lineage: Eukaryota; Metazoa; Chordata; Actinopteri; Centrarchiformes; Sinipercidae
Product: flocculation protein FLO11-like
Exons: 3
Coding region: 338-2206 (622 amino acids)
Biological process (GO): regulation of transcription by RNA polymerase II
Molecular function (GO): RNA polymerase II cis-regulatory region sequence-specific DNA binding; DNA-binding transcription factor activity, RNA polymerase II-specific
Source: RefSeq, a predicted model, not a curated record
UUGUUGAUGAGGCGGGAUCAUUGCAGCGGCGACUGUCAAGAUUGGCAAAGAGCUGGCGCUGCUGCGUGCAGGUAAAAGGAACAAGCGAAGCGACACAAAACAGAAAACAUUUAUCCUGGCAGAAAGCGAGGAGUGCGAUGGAAACGGACUCUCCGGUGAAACCUUUCCGUGCGGCAGAACCCCCAAAGCGACGGAUUUAAGUCGGUGAAAAAGCGCAACACCUUCAGCUUCUUGGAAGAAAGUGCCGUUGUGUCAACCAUCGCUUGGCUCCCGGGCACGCUUUGUACAUCAAGCAACUUGGACAGCAGCGUGUUUUCAAGCGAGCUAUCAACAAAGAAUGAAAGCAUUCAAACGAGCUCUGGAAGAAGAGCAUCGCCCGGAGCAGGAGCACUCCUCGGCUGUGUCGGACAGUGAUGACGGCUCCCCGCUCGACCUGUCAGGAAGAGGGCUCUUUGGGAAGCGCCGUCGCCGUGGCAACCUGCCCAAGGAGGCGGUGCAGAUUCUGCGGAGCUGGCUGUACGAGCACCGCUUCAACGCCUACCCGUCAGAGCAGGAGAAACUCAGUCUGUCAGGCCAGACCAACCUCUCUGUGCUGCAGAUAUGUAACUGGUUCAUCAAUGCACGUCGCCGUCUUCUCCCUGACCUGCUUCGCAAGGAUGGCAAAGAUCCCACCAAGUUCACCAUCUCCCGCAAGGUUGGUGGUAAAAGUGAAGGCCACUCAUCUAAUGGAGCCGGAGCCAGCUCUCCAGAAAGCAACUCUUCCACCGGCUCAUCUCAACAACGCCCGUCUGUCAUCCGCUCUGCCCCUACACUGGACCUCAGUCUUCUUGGGAACACGGCGACAGCUAUUCUGACAGGAGCAGGCUACCCUGGUAAGGAGGGAUCGGUUCAGGCGCUGAUGAAGCUGGAUACGCAAAGCCUGCUGAGGGAAGCAGAGGAACAGGGGGCUUGUCUCACCAGCACAACAAUGGCAGCUAGCCCCACCAGUGGCCUCUUCAACACGCCUCCCCCAACUCCUCCCGAGCUGUUCCCCACCCAGGACUUCAGCGACUUGAGGCUCUUGGUCGAUGCAGCUCUGCAGAGGGCAGCAGAGCAGGAGAACCUGAAGAGACUCCAGGAAAGCCAGGACAGACCUACAGAGGCUGAAAAGACUGAACUAGUGGAGGCACAGUGCAGCGCUUACAGCAGUGACACACCGCCUCCAGAGGACAGCCAACAAGUUAUGGAUCCUUCCACAGUGCAGAGUCUGAUGGAGAAGGCUAUGGCUGUCCCAGUGUCAGCUGUAACUUCAGUAAAGGAUCCAGUGCACCUGUCCAUAGCAGCCUCCGCACCAGUCCCAGCUCCAGUCUGUGUCUCAGCCCAGAGACUACCUCCUCUCCUGAUGAAUAAAGUAAUCUGGAGCCCCUUGGAGAAGGACACUCCCACAGCUUCCAGCCCAAACCAGCCUCAGCUCAUCCCCGCCCAUCUGCCAACCUUAGUGCCAGUGUCUGCCUCAGUUUUAGGAGAGCCGAUUUCUCAGAAACCAGCUGCUGCACCAGCCAUCACCACAGCUUCAUCAUCAGCUCCAGCCCCAAGCUCAGUUCCAGCUCCGCUGCCCACUACAUGUCCUACGAGUGCACUAGCUACAAGGCCAGUCGCGGUGCCAUCACCAGUCCUUCGCCCAGCCACAAGUUCCACCUCUGUCACCGCUUCAAGCCAGGCUUCUUCCCACACUGUAGCGCUUGUUCCAGCUGCUCCUUCUCCAGCCAUCACCACUUUUCCACCCCCCCGAGGAGUCCCACUUUACCUGCCAUUCCACAAAUCCCCCUUAAUCCCAGUCACAGUCCCAUGUCCAUCACCAGUGUCUGCCACAGCGUCGUCUCCAGCCCCUGUUCACACUCCAGUCUUUGCCUCUGCCCAAGCUCCAACUCCUUUUCCUGCUUCAGCCCCAACAUCCUCCUCUACGCCAACGAUUACACCUCUUCUGAGCCUUGCUUCCCACCCCACUCCUCCUCUUCAGCCCUCCUCCACCAGCACCACCACCACCAGCAGCAGUAGCAGUAUUAGUAGUAGUGCACAGAGGAAUUCAACAGUGGUUCCCAGCGUUUGGAGUAUGGUCCACGCUGAUACCAGACAACCCAGUUCUCUUCAAGUGGUAAAGACCCCCAUCACCACAGUGUGGGGCCCGCAGCACAGCCUGCACACAGUGAGUGAAACUGUUAACUAGGAGCUGGAAGUUGUCGCCUUUUUUGUUUUAUAUAUAUAUAUAUAUAUAUAUCUGGGGAGGGGAGAGGCCAAACAUUCCCUUUGGCUGGACAACACUGUAUAUAGGAGAACGUAUCUUCAUCGCCAGUCCCUUCUGUCAUUAAAGCCUGUGCCUGCAGAAUACAGGGAAUGAAGUCAGAUGUGUGAAGUAACAAACAUUAGGUGUUGCAGAGACAUUGCAAUUUCAAGCAACUUUUUAUUGUUUAAGUAUGCUGUUCUUGAUGGAGGCACCUGCUGGUAAGACCACUUUGAUGCUCUCAAAAUUCCUCAGUGCAGAGUCAAUGUAUAGUACAGUUUUUGAUGCCAUUUUUUAAAAUCUCUUUCCACUUUACAAUUUAUGAAUGAGGAAGAAAAUAUCCCUUAAUUGUACAAAAUGUCAAUUGGUGUGAUUUUCAGCACCAGCAGUUAGCCUCUACAGUAGCAGUACUGGACUUUAUUGAAUGUACAAAAGACAUUGAUGUCAUUGGCUAGGCUGCCAUUCCCCUCCAGGAUAAAAAUGGGGACAUGAGGUUUUUUUUUUUUUAUUAAUUUUUUUUCUUUCUUCUACAUACAGAAACAACAUCAUAGUCCUCCUAUAGUUGUGCAAUUCAGAUGAUUUGUUAAAAAAUUUGCCUAUUUACUCCACUACAUUUCCCCCUUUUCCUUGGAGAUAAGCACAAGGGAAAGUGAUUGUACUGCAGCGAGCCUGACUGACUCGCCUCCAUGUGUCUCCAUCGCGCCCCCCCCCACACACUCUUCCUGUCUUUUUUUUAAUAUAUAUAUAUAUAAAAAAAAAAUAUAGCUAAGGGGAUUCAUCGGCCCUCAUGAAUUGUCAUCUCAACCACUCAACACAUGCUCUCACAUACCACUUUUUUUGUUUGCCAUUUCAAAUUUAUAAAAAUGAGCCGUAUUUUCUGUGUUUUUGCUGGAAACUAAGCAGUUAUGUCUGUUUCAGGGAUUGUUGUUGAGGGGAGGGCUGUGGAUAUAGGACGAAUGGGAGAAGGUCACUUUGGAUCUGUUACAAAAAUCAAUUUCAGUGGCGAGGUGAGCAGCUUGGUGAUCUGAUGACAUCAAGCUCUUACAGCUCCUGAACUGAAACGUUACACUUGCUGUGAGACGUGGCGCCUUUUACCUUUAGUGGUGCAAAACACUUUAAAUGUUGGAUCCUCUUAUUUGGGGGGGGAUAUACAAAUUAUCCAGAUUUCUCUGUCGAUUUGGGGCCUUAGGAUUUGGUUAGUGUAUUUCAAACCUGAAUGUCUUACUAGUGGAAAGAUUAAUUGAUGCGUGUAGUGUCUUGGCAAAGCAAAUGUAGCAGAUGUACUGAAAAAGCUGUAAUUUGUUGGGGGGGUUCUCAGGAGGGUACAAGAGCAUAAAAAUCACGUUUUUCCUCAUCAGCGCUUUCCACCUGUGUUUAGAAAUGGUUUCUAUAGAAUUUCUAAUCAUUCAUAAAGCUGUAGUUUCCAUGAAACUGUCUUAGCAUAAACUACAAUAUAUGGCUGAAUGCCAUCUGGACAUCUAUUAAGAGUAGCGUCAUGUGGAAAAGUUCCUAUGUGAAUAAUACUAUAGCAGAAUUGUGAGGCGAAUCUUCAAUACUGUCAUGUUUACUAGUGUCACUGAGCAGUGCUUAGUUCAAACGGUUACAUUUUGCAUGUGUAGGAGUUAGAGAAGACAGAAGGAGAGUCUGAUGUUAGGUCAGAGUACUGCUGAACACUGACCUCAUCAUUCCCAGAAAUGCUUUUCUUGUUCAUGGCAGAUAUGGAAACGCCAACACUCCUCUUGUAUUUCCACUUCUUCUUUUUUUGUUUUGUUUGUCGCUCCUCACUGCCAGUUCUGCUCUGUGGUGAGGAUUUGGAUUUCUUUGGUUACAGGUACUCACUAGACUGAUGUGCAUUUAUACCUCAAUUUACACAGGUCAUGUCAGGCUUGGGUCAUUUGUAGAAUACUAAGUAUUAAAGUAAUGUUUUUAUUGUUCAUACUACAUCAUGCCACUGUGACAACACCUUAUCAGUUGUGAUACUGGAAAUGGCGGACUAAAGAUUAGGCAAGCAGAUUUUUUUUUAUAUAGCAAGGUUUUAUAUGUGAUUUUUAGAUGCAAAGUGUCGCUCCAAUCAGAUGAGACAAAGUGAUGAUGCAUGUAAAUGUUUUCAAGGUCAUGUAUUUUUGUUUGUUUGUAUUGGCAUGAACUUUAUCUCAAACUGUGUAGUUUCUUUACAGCCAAAUGCAUUCAAAAAUGUUUUUCAAGUUCAUGUUGUGAAUCAUGACUGACCGUUGGCAGUAUGACUGGCGGCUGUGCCUUAAACUCCACGACUGAGGGAUAAUGUCCCUUUUUUAUAUAAAAAACUUCUCAAUAGUCUGUGCAAUAUAUGCCUUAAACUUUAAAUGUGUGUUUUGUAUAAGCAUUUCAAAGAAAUAAAAGUUCAGUUUUUCAUAAA